Molecule: messenger RNA, 897 nt
Organism: Haemonchus placei
Lineage: Eukaryota; Metazoa; Nematoda; Chromadorea; Rhabditida; Trichostrongylidae
Source: the annotation of a GenBank genome assembly
AUGAAGUCUGGUGUGGGCGAUUAUCAUCUACUGGUAGCCCAUAACUUUCUUUCAAAUAUUUCACUGGAUGGUAGCCAUGAGGAUACGAAGCUGCGGAUGUUCAACCGACGGCACUGUGAAUCAGCGGUUGGUCUUAUCACCUUAUUGAGUCAUUUUAUAUUAAUGUCAUCGUUAAGGCUAUCUAUGGUUCAGCGGUUCGUGAAAAUGAUUAGCUCAGACGACCUCGUCGACCGGGAAGGCACUGCCGACGAGGACAUAGCUAUGAGCUCUUUGACUGAAAGUCGUCAGAAGAAGAAGUCAGAAGAUAGUGAGUAUUAUUGGACCACUUAUUUCUCCUUUAUCAGAGAUUUCACAGUUUGGAUUUUUUCGGCGACUAAGAACCCACUCUCAACGAAACUUUUGCGGAGAUGUUCCCCAACGUACAGCUUACAUACAGUAAGCUUAGGAGGUAAUCUUUUGUGUGAUUCUUUUCUCAUUAUUUACAUUGUGUUCAAUCUUCAAUGGUUAAAAUACAACACAUUUAGUAUCAAGCGAGAUAUGUGGAUAAUUGCACAAGAGUGUGAUGUCGAUGAGUAUACAGUCGCGCAUUCUUUUAUCUACUAUGAAAGGAUAGUUAUUAAGUUGUCUUUUGGACGUUGUGGCCCACUAGGAAUGAUUUCUAAAUACAACAGAAAGCUUGUGGCUGGCGUAGCUCUCUUAGUAGCUGUUAAGCUGAACGAUUACAAGAAGCCUGACAUUGUUAAAGUUUUGGAGUGUACCGAGGAAAAGCUACGAAUAUCGCGACGCGAAAUGCUUUCAUUUGAAUUGCCUUUGUGUUCAGCUCUCCAAUUUGAUUUGUUUCCGCCUGCUCAUCAUGUAGAGCCUCAUCUUCAUAAGAUUGUGUUUGGGAUUUUCUAG